Mauremys reevesii (Reeves's turtle) is the source of this 5451-nucleotide messenger RNA. RefSeq names its product CD109 molecule (gene CD109). Lineage: Eukaryota; Metazoa; Chordata; Testudines; Geoemydidae. The record is from RefSeq and is a predicted model, not a curated record. Gene Ontology annotation, molecular function: endopeptidase inhibitor activity. The transcript is spliced from 33 exons. The coding region runs from base 154 to 4548 and encodes 1464 amino acids. Gene Ontology annotation, cellular component: extracellular region.
GGAAAGCGCGAGGGCGGGGUGGAGCCGCAAUAAGGCGCUUCUGUCACUCCCCGAGCGGGCUUGCCCCUCCCUGCGGCCAGCUCCGGCGGGACGGGCGCCGGGCGAGGAGGCCAGCAGCGUCCCGCGAGCCGCUUCGCGCACUCCCGGAGCAGGAUGCUGUUCCCAGGCUGGGCUGCACCGAGCGGCUCCGCUCCGCUCUCCUUCGUUCAUCUCGUCUCGUGUCUCCUGGCGGCGUCGGCUGCCGCUGCGGCCGGACCCACAUUUCUGGUGACAGGUCCCCGGAACAUUAGGCCUGGUGCAAAUGUGACAAUUGGGGUAGCUCUGCUGACAGACAGUCCUCCGCAAGUCACAGUGAGAGGUGAAGUGCUCAGAGGGAAUGAUACCGUGCUACAUGGGGAAGUUAUCUUUGAAAAAGGUUCCUUUGGAACUCUUGUUCUUCCAGCACUGCCUUUGAACAGCAGGGCUGGCAGUUAUGAGUUACUGGUGAAAGGCCAUGCCGAGGGCCGGCUGUUAUUCUCUAACAGCACCAGCCUGUUAUUUGAGCACAAGAGUAUCUCUGUCUUCAUCCAGACUGACAAGUCUCUGUAUAAACCAGGCCAAGAAGUGAAGUUUCGGAUUGUCACUGUUGAUCCUGAUCUCAAACCUUUCAAAACUUCUCUAAGCAUAUACAUCCGGGACCCUCGAGGGAAUUUGAUUCAGCAGUGGUUGGCAGAGAAAGGUGAUUUGGGUAUGGUUUCCAGAAGAUUUCAAUUAUCAACAAGCCCUCUACUUGGAGACUGGUCCAUACAAGUACAAGUCAAUGAUCAAACUCAUUAUCAAAGAUUUACUGUGAUGGAAUAUGUGUUACCAAAAUUUGAAGUUUCUCUAACAACAUCAUUAUAUUAUCCUUUGAAAGACAAGGACUUUACUGGUAUUGUCACUGCAAAGUAUACUUAUGGAAAGCCAGUGAGAGGAAGUGUAACAGUCACUUGCAUUCCUAUAUCCUACUGGGGGAGCAAGAGAAAUGUUACUAAAACAUUGGAGAUCAAUGGAUCUGUGAACUUCACUUUUAAUUACUUGGAGUUUGAAAACGUAACUACUGUCCAACAUGCACAGUAUCAGCGUGAUAUAGUUUACAGAGGGCCAACAGAAAUUAUAGCUGUAGUUACAGAAUCACUUACAGGAAUCACUCAGAAUGCAAGCACCACUGUAUUUCCAAAGCAGAAUGACUACAUCAUUGACUUUUAUGACUAUGCUAAAACUCUAAAGCCUUCUCUGAACUUCACAGCUACUCUAAAAGUAACACGUUCUGACAAAAAUCAGCUGACGGCCGAAGAGAGACAAAAUUAUAUCACAGUCACUGCAGAACAGUCAGACACAGUUCCUCACCAUGCUGUGUUCUCUGUAUAUGAAAAUGGAGCUGUGCAGCAGAGAAAUGAGACAGUGCAUAUCCUAAAUUAUACUGUCCCAGAAAAUGGAAUCAUUCACCUUGAGGUCCCGGUUCUGACUAAUACGAUGAGUCUGCUCAUUAAGGCUAGUUUCCUUGAUAGUGAAAGUAACAUAGCAGUUCACGGUGUAUUCAACUCCCCCAGCAUGACUUACCUCCAGAUAAAAAAACCAAGACAAGAUGUAAAGGUUGGGAUUCCUUUUGAGCUGAGUGUUGCAAGCAACAAGAUAAUAAAGGAGAUCAGUUAUUUGGUGGUAGCUAAAGAACAGAUUGUGGCUGUAGGCACAGAGGUUUUGACAACGUUCACUUUAAAACCAGAAAAUUCCUGGGCUCCUGUGGCGUGUAUAAGUAUCUUUUAUAUUGAUGAGAAUGGGGAAGUUGUAAAUGAUGCCCUGACUCUGUCUAUUCAGCCUGUUCUUGAAAACAAGAUCAAAAUAUCUUGGAAUAAAGAUAAAGUCAAUCCAUCUGAGAAAGUCUCCCUUAAAAUCAGUGUAACCGAACCCAGAUCUGUAAUUGGACUUUCAGUUGUUGACAAAAGUACAAAGCUCCUGGGAGAAAGUAGUGACAUUACAGAAGACAGUGUGCUCCAUGAACUACAUUUGUACAACACAGCACAAUAUUUUGACUCAAUUAGAAGUCCUCUCAGUGUCUUUCAGAAGUGCAACCUCUGGGUAUUGACUGAUGCAAACCUUCCAGAAGACAAGAAUGAUGUUCUCUAUGAUGAGAUGAUACCCUACAGUGCGGAUUUCAAUGACUAUCUAGAUUCUGCAGCUGGAUUUCCUGCUUUCAGUAGUCCACAUGUAAGGAAACAUUUCCCGGAGACUUGGCUUUGGAUUGACACUAAUACUAGAUCCAACAGAGACACAACAAUGGAAGUUACUGUACCUGAUACCAUCACUUCUUGGGUAGCCAGUGCUUUUGUAAUAUCUGAAAACCUUGGACUUGGAAUUACAACUGCUCCUGUUGAGUUAGAAGCUUUUCAACCCUUUUUCAUUUCCUUGAACCUUCCUUACUCGGUUACCAGAGGAGAGCAGUUUAUUUUGGAAGUAAACAUCUUCAAUUAUUUGAAAGAAGCAACCAAGGUUAUGGUGACUCUUGACCUCAGUGACACAUUUGAAAUUCUUAUCACAUCCAAUGAAAUAAAUGCUACAGGAAACCAGCAGUCUGUGUUGGUACCAAGUGAAGAUGCAAAGACUGUUAAUUUCCCAAUCAAACCAAAACAACUGGGAGAGAUUUCUAUUAAAGUGACAGCAAUAUCACCCACGGCUUCUGAUGCCAUCCUCCAGAAAGUUUUAGUGAAGGCUGAGGGACUGGAACAGUCUUAUUCACAGACACGUCUUUUAGAUUUGACUGGGAAUAACCCACCAACUGUAUCAGAAACUUUGGAUUUCACCUUCCCUCCUGAUGUAGUAAGUGGCAGUGAAAGAGUACAAGUCACUGUUAUUGGUGAUAUUCUUGGGCCUUCUAUCAAUGGCUUGGAAUCACUGAUUAAGAUGCCUUAUGGCUGUGGUGAACAGAACAUGAUAAAUUUUGCUCCUAAUAUUUAUGUUUUGGAAUACCUGACUAACACAAGGCAAUUGAAGGAAGAUAUUAAACUGAAAGCUACAUCAUUUAUGAGAGAAGGCUACCAAAGAGAGCUUCAGUACCAAAGGGAUGAUGGCUCUUUCAGUGCCUUUGGGAACAGUGACUCCUCUGGGAGCACAUGGUUGUCAGCUUUUGUAUUACGAUGUUUCCUGCAAGCUCGUCCAUUCAUAGAUAUUGAUCCGUACGUACUGAAGAAAACAGCUGAUUGGAUUGUCAAACAUCAGAAACCUAAUGGUGAAUUCUGGGAACCUGGAAGAGUGAUACACAGUGAACUUCAGGGAGGCAGUAGUAGCCCAGUCACUCUCACAGCUUACAUUAUGACAACUCUAUUUGGGUACCAAAAUGAUGAGAAUGCCCUUGCUGUAGCAAAUUCUGUAAACUUCUUGGAAACUAAAUUAGAAGAAGGAAUUUCAGAUAACUAUACACUGACACUUGUGACAUAUGCAUUGUCAUUGGCAAAGAGUAUAAAAGCAAAAGAAGCCCUGGAUGUACUAAACCAGAGAUCAGAGCGGCAAGGAGACAUUCGAUUCUGGACAUCUCCAGCCCCUCAACUGUCUGACUCAUGGCAGCCACGCUCCAUAGACAUUGAACUUGCAGCUUAUGCUCUGCUCUCUCACUUUCAGCAAGAUAGAUUAUCUGAGGGGAUCCCUAUUAUGAAAUGGUUAAGCCAGCAAAGAAACCAUCUUGGAGGUUAUUCAUCGACUCAGGACACCAUCGUGGCCCUGCAAGCCUUGAGUAUAUUUGCAGCUCUCAUUACUUCCCGAAAAACAAAAAUUGAUCUAACAGUGACUGGACCUAGUCUGGAAGCUCCAGUAACGUUUUCAGUUGAUACUCAAAACCGUUUUCUUCUUCAGACCAAAGAGAUUGCACCUAUGCAACCGACGGCUGUUUCAGUUUCAGCAAAGGGUGUCGGGUUUGCCAUCUUUCAGCUCAACAUUAUUUACAAUGUGAAACAUUCAGUCACUGGUAGAAGGCGCAGAUCUAUCCAAAGUCAAGAAGCUUUUGACUUAGAUGUUGUCGUAAAAGAUGACAAAAAUGACAUAAACCAUUUUACCGUAAAUGUAUGUACAAGGUACUUGGGGUCCGGUGCAUCUUCCAAGAGUGGUAUGGCCCUCAUGGAGGUUGACUUACUUAGUGGCUUCUCUGUAUCACCAGGUUUCAUUUCAUUAGAUGAUCCAGUUAAGAAGGUGGAAAAGGCUAAUGGGAAAGUCAACCUAUACUUAGACUCUCUAAAUGAAACACAGGUUUGUGUGGAUAUUCCUGCUGUGAGAGACUUCAAAGUAGCAAAUACUCAAAGCGCCUCCGUGACUAUAGUGGAUUACUAUGAACCCAGGAGAAGAGCAGUGAGAAGCUACAAUUCAGAAGUGAUGCAAGGCUUGACAUGUUGCGUCUUCUGUGAAAAUGACUGCAGUCGUUGCAAAAGAGAUACAGACUCCAGUGAUGGCUCUCCAGGAUUGCACCAACACUUUUCAGCGAUUUCCCUGUUCUGCUUCUUGUUUGUAAUCCAGGCAGGUUUGCUGCAGAGUUUGAUGGUGUAAGAAGACACGUUUAUGUAGCAGUUCUGAGAUUUCCAUAAAUCACCCAAAGAAAGUUUUAUAUUAAUAAGGGCUGAAACAUCACCCGGAGAUAUCUGAGACUAGCGUCCCAUUGUGUUCAGUAGAAGCAGGAUUGGACCUAUAGGCUAACUCACUGGGUCAGAAAAUGUUGUGUGUUUCUACUGGACAAAUUUAACAACUUCUUAAGUGCUUUUUUCAUGCUAUAGUUAUUUACAUUUUCUAAAGAAAUACAGAAUUAGAUUAAGUGAGAGAACAAUUAAGACUAACUUUCUAUUUUCCAAAGGUUCUUUUUCUCCUUUCAGCAUUAUUUUUGUUUUGCUUAUGGUUUAUGGAUGGGUAUUAAAAAUUAAGGAAUAAUGUUAGUUUAUGGAAUUAUUCUGAAAAAUUAUCUACCUUUUGAUUUGACUUUCAGUAAGCAUAACUCUGGGUUUGUAUCAGUACCCUGCUCAGUUCUGCUCUGCAUACCUAAGGCUACUUAACAUUAAUACUGAACUCCAUUGUACAUGUUCAUGAUUGGACAACAGGAAAAGUAAAUGGAGCUAUCUUCAAAGCAGUUAUGGGAGCCAGGAAGUGAUGCAUUCACAAGUGGAUGAUUAAAAAAAAUCAUAUCUUUUUAUCAUUACAAAGAAGUGAGCUUUUGCCAGUUUGUAAGUUACAUAUUUUUUAAAAAUAAGCUGUUCAAAGGUUUCAGAAAUUUUUAAUAUUCUUUACAUUGAAAGAUGGCUUUGAUUCCUACAGUGAAAUUUGGCAAGCAGGGACUCUAUCCCUGGGACUUUAUUUCUGAAUAUCCUAAAAAAAUAAUAAUAAACACAACUUCCCUCCUCAUAGUGAAUCAUCUAGCCACUGAACUCUGGGAAAGCAUUGGCCUGCUAAACCCAGGGUUGU